GGCUGCCAGGGGAGCGGCCGGGCGCACGCCGGCUCCUGCGCGCGCCGCCCCAGCCAUGGCCGCGCUCGGCCACCCCGCCGCCUUCGGCCGGGCCACCCACGUCGUGGUGCGGGCGCUGCCCGAGUCCCUCGGGCGCCUGGCGCUGCGGAGCACCCAGGGCGAGGAGGUGGACUUGGCGCGCGCCGAGCGGCAGCACCAGCUCUACGUGGACGUGCUGGGCGCGAAGCUGGGGCUGCAGGUGGUGCAGCUGCCGGCCGACGAGAGCCUCCCCGACUGCGUGUUCGUGGAGGACGUGGCCGUGGUGUGCGAGGAGACGGCGCUCAUCACCCGCCCCGGGGCGCCGAGCCGGAGGAAGGAGGUUGACAUGAUGAAAGAGGCAUUGGAAAAACUUCAGCUCAACAUAGUAGAGAUGCAAGAUGAAAAUGCAACCUUGGACGGUGGGGAUGUCUUAUUCACAGGCAGAGAAUUUUUUGUGGGCCUUUCCAAAAGGACAAAUCAACGAGGUGCUGAGAUCUUGGCAGAUACUUUUAAGGACUAUGCCGUGUCCACAGUCCCAGUGGCCGACUCUUUGCAUCUGAAGAGCUUCUGCAGCAUGGCUGGGCCGAACCUCAUUGCAAUUGGAUCCAGUGACUCUGCCCAGAAGGCCCUCAAGAUCAUGCAGCAGAUGAGCGACCACCGCUACGACAAACUCACUGUGCCUGACGACACGGCCGCAAACUGUGUGUAUCUCAAUAUCCCUGGCAAAGGCCACGUCCUGCUGCACCGAACCCCAGAAGAGUAUCCCGAGAGCGCGAAGGUCUACGAGAAGCUGAAGGACCACCUGCUGAUCCCAGUGAGCCACUCGGAGCUGGAAAAGGUGGACGGGCUGCUCACCUGCUGCUCAGUUUUCAUCAACAAGAAGGCAGACUGCUGAGCUGCGCCGCCCGGGCCGGCGGCCCUGCCGAGAAGGCGGUCCGUCCCGUCGCGUGGACAAUCUCCUCCGCCACCCUCGCGCCACUAACUCCCGCAGCCAAGUCUAAUCGCUUCGUUCUGCACCUCCCCCCCCCCACCCCCGCAGUGGUACCUAAACUGUGGAUUUGCUCAGCGAAUUAAGCAAUCUAGAAAAUCUAGACCGAAUGAAGUAUUGAAAUGAUGAAUAUGCUAGUAAGGAGACUCAUUGUGGUGAUUGUAUUCGCAGCGUGAGAAUCAUUUAGUUGCCAGUUCGUGCGGAGGAACAGCUCCGGGAUCAGUCAGAUGAGCUGGCUUGGUUUUUUCUGUGUCAUUAAUCAUCCUUGGCUCGUGUGACACUCCCUGGUCCAUGGAUCCUCCCCUUGCCCUCUUUUCUUUCUUCCGGAGUCUGAAGACUUUCCCCACUUCUCCCGCUUCUGCCAUAGUCACCUUGACCUUUGGGCAGGAUCCGGGGUCCUGCCUUCUGCAUACCUCCUUUCAGGUCAGACCCUGUCUCUCAUCAGUCUUCUCUGCCCGGCGGCUGCAUCUUCCGCCCCCACCCCCACUGUCCCCCAGAGGACAAAACAGGCCCCUCGCAGAACCACAACCCUGUUUGGGGGUGAGCUCACUGACCCGAGGCGCAUUCUGGGGGGGGGGGGGCUACAGAUCUAAAUCCAGCAGAAGCAGGGCACCACGCCCUCCGUGGGUCUCUAGGGGACUGAGUCGGGAAGCCUGGGAACAUCUCACAGUUCCGACACUUUAGAAAUUCUUCAGGUCGCAUUCCAUGGAUUUUUGCCUCCUUACUGGUCCUCUGCAGACCUUGGGGAAGAGACUUAUCUUUGCCUUUCAACUCACUUCCACUUCCCCCCAUUGUGACUCACCCCGUGACCAGCCUUCUCCCCUGUACCAUUUUCCUGAUCCUCAAAGUUCUCUCUUUCGAAAGAGACAUUGCAUCUAAAAACGAAGAGGGAGGGCCUGGCGUGAGCCACAUGGCACAUGUUCAGGACAUGGGCGCCUUGGUGCUUGAAACCAGCGGCAGACCACAGCCAACUCUGCUGGGAAAUACCCGCGAGUAUUUGCUGUGGAUUCGGUCAGAACGUCUUUCCUCUCUAGGCUUCCAUUACACCCCUCACACUGACACGAAGCUCGCCGCAAAGAACAGCGCCGCAGCGAAGAUAGUUGUCUUUUACUUAAACCCGAAAGAGUCUGCCUUUUGGGGGCCACGGCCGUGGCCCCCUCCAAGGGACGGUGACCCAUCAGGCUUGUGCUCCAACCCCCGCCCAUUGCCUCUUUCCUGUCCCGCCUGUGGCUCCUCCCGAACCAGGGAGGGUGGGAAACGCCGCCCCAGGUGUCACUCUGCUCCCCCACGUGUUCGUCACCAACCAGCCGUCCUGUUCGGGACCCAGAGAGAUCGCCUGCGUUCACUUCGCCUCCCCAGGCAAAGGGCAGGAUAAAACCCCCGCACAAAGCAAGGCAUCCUUAACCACCGUCUCUUUCACGUGUUUGGUAGUUUUAUGUCAUAACUGGAAGAAACUCCCUCCCCUCCUUCUUUUUGCUUCACUUUAAAAUUCGUAUCACAUGGAAAUAUCAUAACUUUAUGCAUCCGGUGACUGGAACAUAUUGCUGUUGUAUUUCCAACCGCCUCAUCGUGGGUGAAUGAUAUGUUUUUCCCAGAGAGAAUGAAUGCUCCCCACAUGCCCAGGCUAAUGAGGGUAAAUUGUCCUCAGCUUUUACGGGUGCCCCUCUGGGUUAAAUCCCAGCCCUGACGCUGCAAAAGCAGAAGUCCUCCCUGGGAGUUCAGCAUCUCAGAAACAACCACCGGAAACUAACUCAUCAGCCACUCUAGGCUUCACAGUAGAGCUAACCGGCAAGUGAGUUUCAUACCCUAAUUCCAUCAUCCCGAAUUAAAGAACUCUUCCCUGUUACGUUUGAUCCAUUGUGCGUGAAGCGAUUUUCCUUUGGGACAGUUUGUCCUGCGGAAGCCUGUUCUCACUUCCCUCUCCUCUGCUGCUUUCCACCGUUCCUUCUCUUCAUCACAGGAAAUCACUCAGAUCUAGUGCCUCUCUACAGAGUCUUGCUCCACACUCCGCUACGCCGCCUACCAGCCUGGCUUCUCUGAGCUCCUCCUGUGAUAGGAUGUGAAAACCCAGACUAAUUUGCAGCAUCGUAGUAUCAGGCCUCCGAUGCACGCAUCAGCCUGCUGUUGUCUUGGAAGAGGAAGGAUAGUCGCUCACCCCAUUAGGCAGGUUCUCCUCUUGUCCCUUGUAUCUUACAAGGAUAAAGGAGCUACUCUUGGACAUUAUAAAGGCGUUAGAAAUUGUAUUUAGCUAAUUAAAAGUUGAGUCAGAAUCACUUGGUCAGUAAGAUUCAUCCUACUAAGGACUGUAGAGACGAGUGCAUGAGUCGGGAUUAUUCUUCAGCUGUGAUGGACUGCUGUAGAAAUCAGCAAGCCGUCUCUCCCGGGGGUGCUGACUGCUCUUUCAAGCUACUCCCAACGGAUUGCCAAGGCCAUCUCUUCCUCUCGAAGGGGGACAUAGUCUGUAGAUGAACGACGGGGCAUGUAGAGUUGCAUGUUAGUCUCUGUCAUUACUUACUUGCUAACGUGCUCCAGAACUCACGUGUGGGCUCCACAUGCCGUUAGAUUUGUGCGUUUUAUCUUACCAUCCUGUUGCAGCCAGUGUUCAGUUAUCUGCUCUGUGUGCCAAACCAGUAAUGCCUUUCACGGCCCUUUAGUCCAGACAAGAUCUGCACUGAUUAGUCUUUGCUGACCUGAUCUUACAAGUUUACCAAUCACAAUGGAAUAAAGUGUGAGUUGUACUGUGA
Messenger RNA from Phacochoerus africanus (Common warthog), 3750 nucleotides. It is a transcript of the gene DDAH1, whose product is annotated as dimethylarginine dimethylaminohydrolase 1. The coding region runs from base 56 to 913 and encodes 285 amino acids. Gene Ontology annotation, biological process: positive regulation of nitric oxide biosynthetic process; arginine metabolic process. The transcript has 6 exons. Lineage: Eukaryota; Metazoa; Chordata; Mammalia; Artiodactyla; Suidae. Gene Ontology annotation, molecular function: amino acid binding; dimethylargininase activity. The record is from RefSeq and is a predicted model, not a curated record.